AUGUCAUCUGUUACUAGUGUUCGCAUACCCCAGGGCACCGAGUUGGUUUCCGCUCGGCUUCAAAAUCGUGACCUGCCCCAAAUACUUGGAUUCCUAGGCUUCUUAACAAUUAUCCUGACAGCCCUUGUGUUUGGUUUGACAAUUCUGUCGGUUGACUAUACCUGCUUCCAUGUUGCUGCCACUCUGGCUGCAGUCGAAAAUUCCAACCCGACUACCGAAGUGUGUCUCAAUAGGGAAGACUCUAACGAUUUUUUCGAGACUGAUGAUACGGAUGCCAAUACCACAUUAAGAUCUAAGCCUAUCACUAACGGGUUGGCCUCGACCAUUAAGCACCUACGUGCCCGGGGUGGCAUCUGGUCGUGUUUCCGUGGAUUCCGUAUGUAUCUAGCCUUCUCAGGGUUCGAUAUGGGCGUCGGUCUUUUCAUUCUAUUUAUCAUUCCUAUUCCGACUCCUACCUACUCUUUACUCGGAGGAACUUUUAGAGGGUUCGUCGCUAGCAUGUCCUUAGCCACCUGGCAGAUGGCUUGGGUACAUCUUGUCAUAGCCGACAAAUCACCUAGGAGCAGUUUCCGGCGAAUGCUUGGUCUUCGAAAUUGGCCCAAGAUUGCGCCUGCGGCGGCUUUAUACAAUUUCUUCAUUCCACGACUCGAAGGGGAUUUCCGCUCUCUAGCCCCUAUCAUAUGUAUGAUAAUACUCACCCUAUUGAUUUCAAACCCCGCUAAGGCAAUAUUCAUCCGAGUGGCUGCCUCUAUGCUGCCCGAGGAGGACGACCCGAUGGUACCCUUCGACCGCCGGUUUGGAGGCAAGGCGAAGCCCGACACGAUAGGUGGCAGCGGCACGCUCGGUCUUAAGGAUGCCUGGACAACCUUUGAAUGGCAUUCUCGCAUUCGCUACGCUAAGAUCGUUCUUAAAGCGAGUGCAAUCGAGCUUGCACUUGUCAUUGUUGGGCUCCUUCUGAUAAUCGGCGAGAUGAUGUUGGUGAUUCCUAGGAGCAAAUAUUCUUCCCAUUCCUAG
Molecule: messenger RNA, 1014 nt
Organism: Aspergillus affinis
Lineage: Eukaryota; Fungi; Ascomycota; Eurotiomycetes; Eurotiales; Aspergillaceae
Exons: 3
Coding region: 1-1014 (337 amino acids)
Source: RefSeq, a predicted model, not a curated record